This is a messenger RNA of Spinacia oleracea (spinach), 483 nucleotides long. Its product is annotated as SKP1-like protein 20. The transcript has 5 exons. The record is from RefSeq and is a predicted model, not a curated record. Gene Ontology annotation, biological process: ubiquitin-dependent protein catabolic process. Bases 1 to 483 code for a protein of 160 amino acids. NCBI's taxonomy places the organism in Eukaryota, Viridiplantae, Streptophyta, Magnoliopsida, Caryophyllales, Amaranthaceae.
AUGAAAGUUGGAUGUUUAAUCUGGAAUGGCAUUGCCAAUGGUGUACAGAAGAAACCUCUUGUUACUUGGGUUCAUAAAAAAAUUCAGCAAUAUAUUGCAAAUUAUUUCAUGGUUACUAAUGGAAAGACACAAAUGCAGGGUAUAUUGACAAAUGAAACAAAGUGCCUGAGGCGUGAGAUUGUCAAAGUUAGAGACGAGAGUCACGAGACAUUGUUCGAUUUAAGUCUUGAUAUAGAUCAGAAGAGCUCCAUCCAAGCAUUUUACGUUGAAAUUGAAUCUGGGCAUAAUACCCUGUUCGACCUGAUCUUGGCUGCUAAUUACCUGGACAUCAAGAGUUGGCUGGACUUAAACUACCAAACCGUAGCCGAUAUGAUCAAAGGAAAAACCCCGGAGGAGAUCAGGAAGAUCUUCCAUAUCAAGAACGACUUCACCGAGGAAGAGGAGGCGGAGAUUAGGAAGGAGAACCAGUGGGCCUUUGAAUGA